This is a messenger RNA of Dioscorea cayenensis subsp. rotundata (Guinea yam), 3990 nucleotides long. RefSeq lists its product as uncharacterized. Lineage: Eukaryota; Viridiplantae; Streptophyta; Magnoliopsida; Dioscoreales; Dioscoreaceae. The transcript is spliced from 3 exons. The coding region runs from base 1 to 3990 and encodes 1329 amino acids. The record is from RefSeq and is a predicted model, not a curated record.
AUGGAAGAAGACCACAAUCAGGAUGAUGAGUUCUCUGACGAGGAGGAGGAUGAUGAAAUGUCAGGGGAAGAGCUCCCCGAUGAUAGCCCGGAUGAUGACAUGACGCUGAUACAGUAUCAAACCGAAGCUCGCCGUGAGGCCCUUGUUCAAAAAGAAACCAGAGCCAACGCUGAUCGUCUUGCUCGAUUUUGCAGGAAAGUUUCCAAGCACUGGGAUUGGGCUGCUAUCCUUUCCGAUGGCUUCUCUGGCGGCAUCAUCGUCCUUUGGCAUAAGUCCGUCGGAGUCGUCACGCCUGUCUCUGUGUCUAAGCGUGCUCUUCAUAUCAUUAUUACCAAUAAUUCCUCUAAAACCUUUCUUAUUUCGGUUAUUUAUAACUCCUCGCGUUUUCGUAAACAAUGUUUUCUUUGGAAUGAACUCUCUAAACUUUCCGCUCUUCAUAUCCCCUGGCUCAUCCUGGGGGGUUUCAACUCUAUUCUCCACAGGUUCGAGCACAAGGGCGGUACAUUUGCUUACUAUGAUAGAAAAGCGAGAUUUUUUAGAAACUUCAUUGAGUUCAAUAAUCUGAUUGAUCUUAAUUACUCUGGUCCUCAUUUUACUUGGUAUAAUAAUCAGUUGGGCUUAGCUCGCUGUUGGGCCAGACUUGACAGAUGCUUAUUUAAUCUUGACUGGGCAAAUUCUUUUAACUUUAAUUCUCUGAAGCAUCUUGCCCGGUCUUUCUCUGAUCACUCGCCGCUCUUUCUCUCUUCUGCCCCGUUCUCCUAUCACACUACUAGAAUUUUUCGCUUCGAUAUUAACUGGUUGGAUUUUAUAGGUUGCCACGAUGCCAUUCAUGACGCCUGGAAUUGUCACCCUCAUGGGAAUCCUUUGCAGGCCUUCUCGCAUCUUCUUUCUCGUGCUUGCUAUAAUCUCUCCAACUGGCAUAGAUCGGGUAUCAAUUCGCUGGAGGCUGAUUUGGCGUCUAGUGAGAUCACCAUUAGCAACCUUGAAAAGUCUGAUUUCAACUCUAUUUCCCAAUCUUUUCUUAUGGAUCAGUAUGCCAAUCUUGCCUCCUUGCAGCGUCAGUGCAGUAUUAAAUGGGCCCAGCGGGCCCGUAUGUUAUGGAUCAAGGAUGGUGACAGGAAUACCAGUUUUUUUCAUGCUACUACUCGUAUCCGUGCUCACUCUAAUUUCAUCUCGAAGGUUGUGGACUCUAAUGGUGUUUGUUGUCAGGAUCAUACUAGUAUCGAGAGAGCCUUUCUUAAUUUUUACAUGGACCUCUGGUCGGCCCCUUCUGUUGAGAGCGACAACUUACUUAAUCUUCUUCCGACCAAUCUUCCUCGACUUAAUGAUUCAGUCGCUAGCUCUAUCGUCCGGGAGGUUACCAAAGAGGAAGUAUUUCAAACUCUUUUAGACCUUCCCACUGGUAAGUCUCCUGGCCCUGAUGGCUUUUGCACUGAGUUUUACCACAGUUUUUGGCCUAUUAUCGGAGAUCAUCUCUUCUUGGCUGUUCGUUGCUUUUUCGAAAGGGCUAUUAUUCCCUCUUCUUGGGGUAAAACCUUCAUCACUCUCAUCCCCAAAAAAGACCAUCCUCAUAGUGUUUCUGAUUUUAGACCCAUCUCUCUUUGUAAUGUUAAUUUCAAAAUCAUUUCCAAACUUUUGGCUAAUCGAAUGCAGCUUGUUCUCCCUAGCUUGAUCGGUCGAGAGCAGGCUGGCUUUGUUACCAAUCGUUGCUCUUUCGAUAAUAUUAUAGCAGUGCAAGAGAUAGUUCACACCUUAGAAACUGAUACCAAAAACCCCCCAAGGAUGCUAAUAAAACUGGACAUUGAAAAAACUUAUGACACAGUUAAUUGGAAUGCAAUUCUUGCUGUUUUUGACCACAUGAAUUUUCCUCCUCUCUGGAUUUCUUGGAUUUCUACUUGUCUUCGCUCUUGUUCCUUUUCUCUCUUAAUUAACGGCAACUCCUCACCCUGGUUCCCCUCGUCCAGGGGUGUUCGUCAGGGAGAUCCUAUUUCUUCUUAUCUGUUCAUUUUGGUUUCACAGAUUCUCACCGCCUUUCUUAACCAAGGAUUGAAAGCUGCCAGGAAUAUCAACCAUUGUCUUGAGGUUUAUCGUCACAUUACCGGGCAACGCCCCAAUCUCCUUAAAUCUCAAAUUUUCUUCCCAACUUGGUGCAACAAACAUGUCUCCUCCCGCAUCUGCUCUAUUCUUAAUCUUACUCAAGCUUCCUUUCCAUUUAAGUAUCUUGGUAUUUUAAUUUCACACAAACGUUUGGCUGCCUCCUCCUUCAAUCCCAUGGUUGUUAAAAUCCGACACCUUUGCUCCAGAUGGAGCAAUUAUAAUCUUUCUCAAGCAGCUAAAACCACUUUAAUUAACUCCACUCUUUUCUCUAUCCCCACCUACACCUUAUCAGUCUACCCCAUUCCUGAUUCCAUUAUCUCUGAAAUUACCAGAAUCGUGAGAAAAUUUUUUUGGUGUAGAAACAGCAAUGGAAAGGGCAUUCAUAACUUGAAUUGGAAAAUUGUCAAUGAAGAUAAGGCUGAGGGGGGUAUUGGUAUUAGGAAUCUUUCUCUUGCUAAAUACUCUCUGAUGGCUAAACACUUUUUUAAUUAUCUUAACAACGGAGAUGCUAUUUGGGUGGAUAUCCUGCGUUCUAAAUAUGGCGAUUUUAAUUUUUGGAAGAGCAAGGCCCCUACCAAAUGUUCCUGGUUUUUUCGUUAUCUUACUAGGAUUGCUGGCCGUCUCAAACCUAAUUGCCGUAUCAAUUCAGUUAAUCCGGCCAGAACCUCAUUCUUAUGGGAUCCUUGGUGCUUUGAUAUCCCCAUUGCUCUCAAGCCCACCUUCAUUAAUAUGGAUGUUGAUGUUGAUUUACUUACUGUUUCUGAUGUUAUCCUUGGGGAUAGAUGGAAUGAGACUCAUUUGCAUCAUGUUUUUGGUCAUUAUUUUGAUGCUCAGGCUCUUUCCUCUAGCAGUAUCAAUCCCAACACCUGCAAUCAUUGGGUUUGGAAUCCUAACACUAAGCAUCAUAAAAUUGCCGCCACUGUUUACAACCAUUUGAAUCACAACCUUAAUCAAUCUGAGUUUUGGUAUGGUUGGCAACUCCUUUGGAAAUUGAAUAUUUCCCCCCGUGCUAAGCAUUUCCUUUGGAUGUUGUUUCAUGGCCGUCUCUCUACUUCUAAUUUUUUAUCUCAACUGAGGCUGGGCCCUGAUAAUCCUUGUGCUUUGUGUGGUUUAUUUCCUGAAAUGAUUGAUCAUCUAUUCUGCCAUUGUAAUAUUGCUAAGCAGGUUUGGAAUUAUCUUAGUAUGAAGAUCAACACUCAUAUACAUUUUCCUAUUGGCUUUUCUGUGGGUCUCUGGCUCACUGAAAGACAUUUUACUAACCAUUGCAAAUCUGUCAUUGCCGCAUCAGCUUGGCUAAUUUGGAAAUCCCGUUGUGAUGUUAUUUUUCGUGAUGCUCAUCUAAAUAUUCCUGUCAUUGUUUGUAGAGCCCUUUCUCAUGUUCAGGAACACAUCGCUGGUCGCAGGUGCUUGGCCGGACAAAAGCUUAUCAUGCACAACUUCUCCUGCGCUGAUGAGCUUUUUUUAUUCUCCCAUUCCAGCUCCAUUCCGGGAUCUUCGGUAAGUUCUGCAGGAUUUUUUCUUUCAAACUCUAACUAUGUUGUUAACUUUGCAGGUUGUUGUUCUAUUGUCAAAUCGGAUUCGGUCUUGGAUGAGAUCUAUGCGUUUGCUGUCGCGCUCCAAUCGGUCAUGGAUAACCAUCUCACUAUCAAGCAUAUCUUCGUCAACACAUAUGAAACUCUAAACAUACUCAGCCAUCAGAUUGCUCACAUUCGAUCACUCCUUGACGAUCUGGAUUCUCCCACCAUUCAUUGUAUUUCCAAAUCCUGGAUGCUCCCUGCCGUCAACCUUGCUACUCAUGGUGUCAACUCUUCUGAUAUUAAUCUCUUCCUUUUUGGGCGCGAUCUCCCCCGUUGGAUAAUGUUGUCCUUCUCUAACUCUGGGUUUCAGUUCUAA